AUGUUAAUAUAUUCUGGGAAGUUUAAUAUUAAAAAAUAUAACACAACAAUCGUAUGUUUUCUUUUCUUUCAGAGUACUUCACCUUCUUUAAGUUUGUCCAGCAGUUACACCCCAAGGCUUUGUCCUCUGUCAUUUGGAGAAGGUGUGGAAUUUGAUCCACUGCCACCCAAGGAGAUAAGGUAUACAUCUUCUGUGAAAUAUGACUCUGAUAAGCACUUUAUUGACAACAUCUACAUGCCUGUGGGCCUGGGUGUCUCCUCAUGCAGUCAAACAGUAAUCUGCGUUCCCAACUGUACAUGGCGCAGCUACAGAGCCGAAGUUCACUUUCAGCCAAAGAACAAACCACAGAGAUUCAUGAGCACCACCAUAGUUUAUCCAAAGCACACAAAAACAGUCUACACUACCACCCUGGAUUACAACUGCAAGAAAUGUAUGAGGCGUUUUCUGUCUAGUGUAGAGCUGGAGUCCGCUGAACAUGUGGGGAACGAGUGCUUUGCGGAUGAAUACUGA
Staurois parvus is the source of this 510-nucleotide messenger RNA. The record is from the annotation of a GenBank genome assembly. Lineage: Eukaryota; Metazoa; Chordata; Amphibia; Anura; Ranidae.